Molecule: messenger RNA, 492 nt
Organism: Stereum hirsutum FP-91666 SS1
Lineage: Eukaryota; Fungi; Basidiomycota; Agaricomycetes; Russulales; Stereaceae
Exons: 4
Coding region: 77-313 (78 amino acids)
Source: RefSeq, a predicted model, not a curated record
ACCAUCAGAUAGCAGACCAGGUCGGGCUCUGCACACCAUCUUCGAAUAUACAGUCAUACACAACACAUAGAAUACAAUGUCGUCCAACACGGACCAACAGCACACCGGCGAUGACAGCGGAAGUCCGAGCACUGCAACUGAUCCUCCCCAAGAGCAUGGGGAGCAAACCCAACCAGCUCCAAGCCAGCCAGAUGCUCAAAAACCUUCCGGCGACGCUCCUCAGUUCCCCUUCAGGCCCAGGGGCCCUCCCAAAAAACCUGUUGUGAAGGGUAAGAAGAAGGAACCGGAGGAAGAGGAAGAGGGAGCUGAAUAAACAGCUCCAACGGAAGAGUGAAGAAGCAAGAACGUCCCAAACAGCUGUCUUUUCUUGUGUAUUAGGAUCCAGGUUUUCGAUUUCCGACUGCCCGCGAGUUGUACUACGACUGUACCAGACCACUAGCCAGACUCUAGUGCUUCACGCUAUUCGCUUUCCCCUGCUAUUGAUGCCGCCCC